Molecule: messenger RNA, 1649 nt
Organism: Paecilomyces variotii
Lineage: Eukaryota; Fungi; Ascomycota; Eurotiomycetes; Eurotiales; Thermoascaceae
Product: putative arginine N-methyltransferase
Exons: 2
Coding region: 71-1312 (413 amino acids)
Biological process (GO): peptidyl-arginine methylation
Cellular component (GO): cytoplasm; nucleus
Molecular function (GO): protein arginine N5-methyltransferase activity
Source: RefSeq, a predicted model, not a curated record
CACUCGGCGGGGAAAAAAGUUCACGCGCUGCCAGAUCAGAUUGUCUCUUACUGGCAGACUCAAAGCCAUCAUGGCUGACCUCAAUUCGGAGAUCAAUGUUGACAUCGACGUCCAAGAGAUUCUUCUCGCCGCGUCGCAACAUGACGUCCGCAAACUUCGCACUCUCAUACGAUCGAACAAGGUGCCCGAUCCAGUGAAUGUCAAAGACCCCGAGACCGGGUACAGUCCUCUCCAUGCUGCGAUUGCCGCCUGUGAGCCCGACGAACAGCCAACAAACGGGGAGCCGAAUGGCGUCCAAGCAGACGACGCAGGAGACGAGGAACAACAAAAGACUCUAGAAGAGGGAAGGGAUACUGUCAAAUUCCUUCUACAGGAAGGAGCAAUAUGGAAUGACCUGGACUUGAAGAACGAGACACCUGGUUGCUUGGCAAGACGGCUGGGGUUAACGGACUUGUACGAGCUCAUGGUCGACGCAGGUGUGCGGGCUGAGUUACUGCUCAACCGCCUGGAGGGCUACGAACGUCUCUCGGAUGAUGGGGAAGGAAAUGAAGGUGACGAUACAGCAGAGGUUCCGGGUACCACGGCAGCCCCAACGGCUCCUGCUGCUUCAGAAGAGACCAGCCAGGAGGCAGGAGACUCGACCAGCGACCCAGACGUUACCAGUUCACGCUAUCUACAGUCCAACUUGACUUUCCGGAAUGACCGCCUGCUAGAUGAAGAUCAGAACGGGGUCAUGAUGGCUUGGGAAUCCGAUAUUAUGGCGAAGUCCGCUAAAAAGCUCUCACCCACCCCGGGUCUGCGUGUUCUCAACAUUGGACACGGCAUGGGCAUUGUAGACGGAUUUUUCCAAGAACAAUCACCAGCCGCUCAUCACAUCAUCGAGGCGCAUCCGGAAGUUGUGGCGGAAAUGAAGCGAAAGGGUUGGCACGAAAAACCUGGAGUGCAGAUCCACCAAGGCCGCUGGCAAGAUAUCCUUCCCAGACUGGUCGAGCAAGGCGAGACCUUCGAUGCCAUUUACUACGACACGUUUGCUGAAUCCUAUGCUGAUUUCCGGGACUUUAUGUCUGAGCAAGUCAUUGGGCUCUUAGAACCUACCGGACAGUUUGGCUUCUUCAAUGGAAUGGGUGCGGACCGACAAAUUAGUUACGAUGUCUAUCAGAAAGUCGUCGAGAUGGAUUUGUUUGAGGCAGGAUUCGAUGUGGACUGGGAGGAAAUCCAGGUACCCAAGUUGGAAGGGGAAUGGAGUGGUGUCCGCAGGCCUUACUGGGUAGUGGAUAACUACCGGCUGCCUACCUGCCGCUAUAUGGAUUAACGUCAAGAUACCCCAAAAAACAAACCACAAAAGAAAUAGAAUAUGUUCGUUUCGUUGGACAGUGACCAACAGUCUCGUGUCAACGUCAGCACCUAAUCAUGCGACUCUAGGCGAAAUCCUCCGGGUCACUAUCGCAAGCUAGGCACCAGAACUGUUUUUCUCAAGCAUAUAUGCUUUGUGCGCUGUUCUACCGACUUUCAUGUUGGCAUUUUCAGAUGUCAUCUCACUGACUGAACUGGUUCGAUAUAUGCAGUCAAUGCACGUGCUUUAGCUCAUACCCCGAUGCGUAAUGGCAAGCUCUCGCUGGUUACCCGAUUUUUAUGGGAGCCAUAAUCAA